Messenger RNA from Lampris incognitus (smalleye Pacific opah), 1277 nucleotides. RefSeq names its product zinc-binding protein A33. The coding region runs from base 46 to 1140 and encodes 364 amino acids. Gene Ontology annotation, molecular function: protein binding. Lineage: Eukaryota; Metazoa; Chordata; Actinopteri; Lampriformes; Lampridae. The transcript has 6 exons. The record is from RefSeq and is a predicted model, not a curated record.
UCUCGUUCAUUUCCUAGAGCCCCCUCUGUUUCGUUUCUCUCUUGCAUGGUUAUUGGAGAACACAGAAUGUACAAAAAUCACGUAAAAGACAGCAACUGCAAUAAAAGCCUCCUCUCUGACCAAAAGGAGAAGCUUGUCCAGGCUAUUAAAAGAAUCAAGCAUGAGGUAGACGAGUGCAUGGAAGCAGAAACAGACAUGUACAUAGAGUCACGGGAGGUCGAGGGCAGGUUUGAAGACCUGGAACGAGAAAUCAGAGCUGAGUUCAAGAACCUCCAUCGCUUCCUGGAUGAGGAGGAGUGUACAGACCUGGAGCGACUGUGGAAGGAAAGAGAGAAACAAGUGAAGCUACUGAAGGAGAGAGAGAGGAAGAUCGCCAGUCAGCGAAGGGACCUGGAGAGGGCAAUCAUGACGCUCAACAGCAAACUGGCCGAGGAAGACAGCACUAACCUGCUCACAGAAAUUCAGGAUCUCGUAAAAAGGUCUCAGGUCAGCUUCAUCCCCCCGGCAGAGGUGGAGACAGAGGUGCGCUCCGGUCGGUUUGUGGGCCCCAUCCAGUACCGAAUAUGGAAACACAUGAAAAGUUGCCUUUAUCCCAAUAUCACCUCGGUGACCUUUGACCCUGAGACAGCCCACCCCAACGUCACAAUAUCCCCUUCUCUCACAUCUAUGUGGUUUGAGGAGGACAAAGACGUGACGAUGUGCCUGUCAAACCCACGGAGGUUUAAUUAUUACUACAGCGUGAUGGGGAAACAGGGCUUCACCACAGGGCGGCACUACUGGGAGGUGGACGUCGGCUACAAGACGGCCUGGAGGGUCGGCGUGGCACAGGAAGACAUCCAGAGAGGGGAAAUUGUCUCCUCCAGCAGCCUCUGGACCCUGUCCUUGAAAGGAGGAGCCGUACUGGCCUGCACCGAACCACAGCCCACCAAGAUCAACGUCUCUGCCCGCCUCCAACGGAUCGGAGUGUUCCUAGACUGUGAUAAGGAGGAAGUGUCUUUCUAUAAUGCUGUUACCAUGGCGCCAAUCUUCACCUUCAGCAUGGACACUGUCCUGGUCCCUCUGUUCCCUUUCUUUAAUCCAUGUGAUACAGAUGAUGGGGAGAAUAGGGGCCCCAUUCACAUCUUUAGCCCCUCGCUAUGAUGGGGAUUGGGGGGGCCGUGCUCACCAGCUUGAGUGCUGUAGUUUAGCGGUUAAAUCGAUAAGGUGAACAACUUGCUAAUUUUAUAUUUUUAUGUACUUAGUAUUUUAUUUACAUGUUGUAAAUAAAGAGGAUUUAC